CAGUUAGCUGUUAUCGAGAGCUAUUUGCUCUGUUUGCCGGCAUUUAAAAAUUUAUUGUGUGUUUGUGAAUGUAAAAAUUUUGAAAACUUCGCUUGACUCAAAAAAAAAUAAAAAAAAAGGAUUAACAAAUAUCUUUGGGAUUAUAAUUUUUUUUGUACCUGUAAACGAGGUUUACUCGUAUCAUAAGAAAAUGCAAAGAUUUGGAGUAAAAAUUGACUUGUCACCAUUUUUCGACGAUGAAAGGAAAUUAAUAUUUAUAAUGGUCGAAUCUGCAUGGAAGUUUGUGGAGGACUUACAAAAUCGCGUGCGAACACUUUUCGAUGUGGAUUUAGUACGUUUCACAACCAGCGAUGAUUGCUUUUUGCAUCCCAAAGAGUCAAUUGAAAUCGUUAAAUUGUGUUCGAGUUUGAAAGCGUUUGUUCCCAAAGAGUGUCUGGAGAAAAGGAAAAGCAAAAAUAAAAAAGAAAAACGUCAUCAGGAUGAGGCGACGGUGGUGCCACCCGAGCUUCCAGCAAAAGAAGUGAAGAAAAAACGCAAACUUGAUGUAUUGGAAAACGCCUCCAACAGCUCCACGAUGACCGAAUCUAAAAGUAAUAACGGCCGAAAUGAUCACUUUGAUCUAGGCGUGGCAAUUAAGAGGCAAAAAGUUAAUAAAUCUAGUGAAAUAUCCAGCACUAGUGAAACUGUAGCAGAAACUAAUGACGGAAACAGGGAUCGUACAGCAAAUAAAAAAAAAACCAAAAGUCUUGCCAAAGAUUCUCCACAAGGUCAGGCAAAUCAAAUAGAAAAAGAAACUGAUUUCACUCGAUCUUCAAAAAUAACAAAUUCAACCCCUUUCCCCAAAACGGGUCUUAAAUUGGAGGACUCUGCCGAAGCUAAACACAUUCACUUUCUGGAUACGGAUGCAGCAGUAUCUACAACCGCCGAGACUGCCAAAGUUUGCAAGCAAGGCAAAAAAGUUGUAUUUCGGUGUCCUUUAAAUGGAACCCGCGAUAUUUUAGAAAAAGCACGUGUUUUCUCCUUGCCUUGGGCGAUUGUUGAGAAACCUAAAAGCAUUAUCGAAAUCAAAGAGAAUAUCGCACUGGAACCGAACAGUUUAACAAAAGGGCCGAUUAAAAGUGUAGCUCAGGACUUGGAAAAAUCACCCAAAAUAUGUCAAGAGACAGAAACUGUAACAAAAAAUGCAUCUGAAAGACUUACUGAGGCAACUGGUUAUGAAGAAAUUGAAAGUAAUAGUGAGGAGAAAACUAGCAAAGAAAUUCAACAGGAAUCUGCUGAUGAGAAUAUGGGAGGGAUUUCCAAUGAAAACAAUGAAACUAUCGGAAUCAAGAUUACCCUGAAAACUUGUUCAUCAGACGACAAAAAAGAGGAUCAGACUGUUGAACAUAUUGUCAGGGUUAAGAAGGCUGGUACGGCAACAGCUUUGUCAGACAACUCCACUGUAGACUGUAUUGAUCUCAGCGCUGACUUUGAUGAAGAGAUGGGAACAACUUCGUUAGCUGAAAGUAUUAAAAUCAAUUGCAAUGAUUCCGGCGAGUCUGAUAUUGAAGAAAUUUCCGAAAUUAUUGAUCUCAACGAAACCAACGAUGAAAAUACCAGCAAGCAAAGUCUCUUAUUACCGGCAUCUGCCUACAAUGAUACAAAUGUUGCGAAAAUUUUACCAUUUUGCGUAAGGUUAUAUGAUUUACCCAAACCGGAUGAUAUAAUAGUGUUCAAGGUUCCUUACGUCGGUAAGGGGCAAAAACGGUCUAAAACAAAUUAUAUGGCUGGGAAAUGUGAAUACAUCAAUCAACGUUUGAAAUCCAUUAAAAUCCUAGUAGUUGAUGGACUCUCCGAACUUCGUCAUGUACCGUCGAAAUAUCAUUGGAUUUCCGAUAAUAUUCAAUCUAACUCUUAUCGCUUGCAAGCCAAGCUAUGUGAUUUAGAAGAUGUCAAAAUUUACUCCGAGUCUUGAACUUUGUAAAAUUAAAAA
Molecule: messenger RNA, 1972 nt
Organism: Glossina fuscipes
Lineage: Eukaryota; Metazoa; Arthropoda; Insecta; Diptera; Glossinidae
Product: coilin
Exons: 5
Coding region: 191-1954 (587 amino acids)
Source: RefSeq, a predicted model, not a curated record